GGAAGAGUUGCGAAGGAUUUUUCUUCAGAUAAUUUUGACAGCUAUAUAGAUCUGCACUGAAAAACUACCGUAGCCUUCUUCCUCUUCGCCAUGUUGGACUUCUUAGCGGAAAAUAAUCUUUGUGGACAAGCCAUUCUUCGGAUUGUGUCUUGUGGAAAUGCUAUCAUUGCUGAACUGCUGAGGCUGUCGGAGUUUGUCCCGUCUGUAUUCCGCCUCAAAGACAAAGCCGAUCAACAAAAAUAUGGAGAUAUCAUAUUUGAUUUCAGCUACUUCAAAGGGACCGAAUUAUGUGAAGGGAAGCUAGAAGCCAAGCCUGAACUGCAAGAUUUAGAUGAUGAAUUUCGUGAAAACAACAUAGAAAUCUUGACCAGAUUUUAUUUGGCUUUCCAAAGUGUUCAUAAAUAUAUUGUUGAUUUAAACAGAUACCUGGAUGAUCUCAAUGAAGGGAUUUACAUUCAGCAAACUCUGGAAACAGUGCUGCUGAAUGAGGAUGGAAAACAACUAUUGUGUGAAGCCCUUUAUUUGUAUGGUGUCAUGCUCCUUGUCAUUGAUCAGAAAAUUGAAGGCGAAGUCCGAGAGAGGAUGCUUGUUUCCUAUUAUCGAUACAGUGCUGCUCGCUCUGCUGACUCCAAUAUGGAUGAUAUAUGUAAGCUGCUUCGGAGCACGGGGUAUUCAAGUCAGCCCGGAGCGAAAAGGCCCGCAAACUAUCCGGAGAGUUAUUUCAGCAGGGUGCCCAUCAACAAAAUAUUCAUCAGCAUGGUGAUUGGCCGCUUGAGGUCAGAUGAUGUUAUUAGCAUUUACAUGGGAAUAUCAGUCAAUCUGGGAGAAGCCUGGGAGCCAUACAAGGCUGCCAAAACAGCUCUGAACUACACACUGGAUCUUUCCAAUGUUAAGGAGCAGGCUAGCCGAGCUGCUGCUGUCACUGAGCGUGUUCACACCCAAGUGCAACAAUUUCUUAAAGAAGGUUGUUUAAGAGAAGAGAUGGUGCUUGACAACAUCCCAAAACUGCUGAACUGCUUAAGAGACUGCAACGUGGCCAUCCGCUGGCUGAUGCUUCAUGCUGCAGACUUGGCUUAUGAUCCAAAUAACAAGCGCCUCCGCCAGAUAAAAGACCAAGUUCUCACUGACUCCAGAUUCAAGCCCAGGAUCCUUUUCCAGCUCCUUCUGGAUACAGCCCAGUUUGAAUUCAUUUUGAAAGAGAUGUUCAAACAAAUGUUGUCAGAAAAGCAAACGAAGUGGGAGAGCUACAAGACAGAAGGAUCAGAAAGAAUGGCUGAAUUGGCAGAUGUCUUUUCAGGAGUGAAACCAUUAACCAGAGUGGAGAAAAACGAAAAUCUGCAAGCCUGGUUUAGAGAAAUCUCCAAACAAAUCAUGUCUCUGAACUACAACGACUCCACUGCAGCAGGCAGGAAAACAGUGCAGUUAAUUCAAGCUUUGGAAGAGGUCCAGGAAUUUCACCAACUGGAGUCCAAUCUGCAAGUUUGCCAGUUUCUCGCAGACUCUCGCAAGUUUCUGCAUCAAAUGAUCCGAACCAUCAACAUUAAAGAAGAGGUUUUAAUCACCAUGCAGAUAGUAGGGGACCUUUCCUACGCUUGGCAGCUCAUUGACAGUUUCACCUCUAUCAUGCAGGAAAGUAUAAGAGUCAGCCCUUCUAUGGUAACCAAACUCCGGGCCACCUUUUUAAAGCUGGCUUCAGCUCUUGACAUGCCACUUCUUCGCAUCAAUCAAGCAAACAGUCCUGAUCUUCUCAGUGUAUCACAGUAUUAUUCUGGAGAACUGGUAUCCUAUGUAAGAAAGGUUUUACAGAUCAUUCCAGAAAGCAUGUUCACUUCUCUCCUGAAGAUUAUAAAACUGCAGACUCACGAUAUCAUUGAGGUGCCAACUCGCUUGGACAAGGACAAGCUGCGAGAUUAUGCUCAACUUGGACCACGCUAUGAGCUCAGCGAGCUGAUGCCCAGACUGAAAGAUAUGGCAGCCACCAUGGAUGGGUUCCACCGUUCCUUUGAGUACAUCCAGGACUAUGUCAACAUCUGUGGAUUAAAAAUCUGGCAGGAAGAAGUAUCCCGUAUUAUUAAUUACAACGUGGAGCAGGAAUGCAACAACUUCUUAAGGACAAAGAUUCAAGACUGGCAAAGCAUCUACCAAUCCACCCAUAUUCCAAUACCCAAAUUUGCACCUACAGACGAAUCUGUUACUUUUAUUGGCCGCCUCUGCAGAGAAAUUCUGAGAAUCACUGACCCAAAGUAA
Messenger RNA from Protobothrops mucrosquamatus (brown spotted pit viper), 2247 nucleotides. Its product is annotated as WASH complex subunit 5-like. Gene Ontology annotation, biological process: endosome fission; endosome organization; actin filament polymerization. The record is from RefSeq and is a predicted model, not a curated record. The transcript is spliced from 16 exons. Lineage: Eukaryota; Metazoa; Chordata; Lepidosauria; Squamata; Viperidae. Bases 91 to 2247 code for a protein of 718 amino acids. Gene Ontology annotation, cellular component: WASH complex; endosome.